Messenger RNA from Cylindrotheca closterium, 3804 nucleotides. Lineage: Eukaryota; Bacillariophyta; Bacillariophyceae; Bacillariales; Bacillariaceae. The record is from the annotation of a GenBank genome assembly.
AUGCAGAGCGAUGAUUUGCUCUCGAAAAAUGGGAUCCCCAUGUUUGGAAAGAGUGGAAUGGUAUUACGGAAAGAACAACGAGAAGAGCUUGCAAGAAAGAGGGGGCAAUGUACAUCUUGUGGAAUCAAAAUACAUAUUAUCAAAGUUUUCAAAAAGAGUCCUUUAAACAACUCCGACGUCUGGAAAGGGAUCUGUAUUCGAUGUUUCCCUUCACAAGUCCCUAGCGAGGUUGCAGCCAAAUACCAGAAGCGAAUGGCACAAAUGCAACAGGAUCAUCGCAACAAACCUAGCUUUGGAGCAGUCGCUCAUACUGCUCGAAUGACCCAGUCGAAUAGGCCUCAACUUGGUGCGCACAAUGGUGCCAUGCCACCAGUGAUGUCACCAAGCACUGUACCAAGACCCAAAGUCCAACCUCCGGGUAAGAAAAUACGACAAACGAGCAGCAGUGAUGACGGGAGCCAUAGCCGAAAGACCCACAGCCGGACUCCACGCGGUCCCAAACCGGCAUCGACAUCCCCAACGUCAGUGGGGAGCAGUUUUCCAGAUGCAGAAACAUACAAAACCGACAGAGUGGAUUCCAAAUCGAUUGCAAAGGAUCUCGGCAAACAUAGGUCGUCCCCAGAUGUCUGCCGAACAAAGUUGCACGCGUUACGGAAUCUUGCAGAGGAUCGACACGAUGCACUGAAAGAAGUGAAGACUGUCAUGGAGAAAUAUCAUGUGGACGCAAGACUGAUGGCGGUUGCAACUGGCGCAGUUUGGAGCGUUGGGACCAAGAGCGGGGACAAAAAGAAAGAGAUACUGGAUGCUGGAUUCGUCGAUGUGAUACUUGAUUUGCUUCGAAAAGCGGCUAAAGAAGAUGCGUUUGUUGCGGAAUGGGCUCUGGGAGCGAUUACUUCAUUUGCGUUCCGGGAUGACAUUCGAACCGAGAUUGCCAAUAAGGAUGGAAUCGAGGCCAUACUUGGAGUGUUAGAGCGACAGCAAUCCAAGCCUACUGCAAUUGAGUGGGGUUGCCGGGCAUUGGCAAGCAUGGUAGACUCGGGUGAUGAGAAGCAAGUUAUGUACUUGGAAAAGAACAUGGGGACAAUUGAAAAUAAAAAUGGUAUCGCAAUAAUAGCUGGUAGUCUGAAGUUUCACUUUCAAGAACCGGGUGUGCAAUGGUGGGCUUUGAGGGUGCUAUUUCGCCUUUUGGAUCGAACGGAAACAGACAUGCUGCGAGUACUGACAAUGAUGAAUGAUACUGAUUUGGGAAGUAUUUGUGUUAAAAUACUGAGCACAAAGUCCAAGUCGCCAGAGCUUAUUGCCCAAGCUGCUGAGAUGCUAUUCCUACUUGUGGUAGAUGGAACAGACUCGAGACUGAGACAAACGUCCGAAGACUGCAUCUUGAAUUUAAUGAACUGCAUGGGCGAGCAUGCUAGCAAUGCCGAACUGAUAGAAAGUUGUACGAAGCUUCUCAGAGUAGUUAGCAGAGGGAGUAAUCAUGCGAAGAGCAGAAUAUCCGAGCAAGCUACGGGGCUUUUUGCAAUCAUGACAGCCAUGAGUGACUCGCCUGAGAAUCAGGCUCUGUGCCGUGCAGGACUAACUCUAUUCUGGAUGCUUUCGAGCCACGUAGCAUCAUUUGAAAUGUCUCUGGUCGGGGCGAUCAUUGACAGCAUUCAAGCAAUUGUCGAGAAGCACCCAAAUGACGUAGACCUGAAAACAGCUGCUUGCGGUCUCCUCGCUAACGUUUUGUCGACUUCCGGAUCUACCCCCGAGGGUGUGAAACCUGAAACGGUUCUAAGGCUAUCAGCAAAUACUCUUGGGGACUCACUCCUUCGGACACAGGUGAAGCGACUUAAUUCGACGAUAUACGUGAAAUUUCCAGACUAUGCCGAGAAGAUGCUCAAUGACGGUCUCGCCAGUGAGCUCUUAGGAGGUCUGUGCGAUCCAAGCAUUGAAACCCAAAUGGCUAGUGCAGUCACUUUGACAUCUAUGGUUUCUUCUUCUGAUGCUGCCAAAAAAGUAUGUAUUGCAGCUGGGACCCUCGAGACAGCUGCAGCAGCCCUCUUGGCAACCACAUCUGAAAGUUUGGCGGAAAAGUUGCUUCACCUGCUCUCUGCCAUGGUUGUUGGUGGGAAGAAAAGUAUUCAGUUACCAAGUGACCUUAUCCAAGCCAUUCUUCAGGUGAUGGAGUCAUUUACUGCAUUGGACAGGGUUGCUUGCACAGUCAUACGGAAUGCAAUGCUGGUUGUGAGCCCAGGCACGAAAACUAUGAAUUUCGAUGGUCUUUGCCAAGUACUUGUCAGUGCUAUUGAUUCCCCCUCGAGCCAUAAUCAUUUGUUAGAGGAAGCGUGUCUUGCACUCUGGGCGACACUGCGUAAGCAACCUCAGAAUAGUGCGGACAUCUCAAUGGCCUACCAGUCGAUGUUGAAAAUGUGCUCCAAGCAGCGAAGCUUGGAUUCAAACUUCGACCCGAAACUCUCCUUUGCCAUUGGUGGGACACUCACAGUCGUCUUGGAUAAUAUGCGGGACAUGGCAGGUCAUAUCACAGAGGAUGAAAUUGAUUUGAUCAUCAAUAUGCUUGAUUUAGUAAUCGAGUAUGAUGUUCAAAACGUCCUCCUCAUGGAGAAGAUGCUCGAUGUUACGUUUUCAUUGUGUGUACUGAAGAAGGAUAUAAUCAUCCAGUUCGGCGUAAUUGUUGUUGUGAUUGACUGCAUGGUAGAACAUGAGGCGAAUGAAAAGAUCCAAGGAAAAGGCUGUGCUAUCCUUGCGCUUUUGGCAUCCACGGAGAAUCUGCAAGUGAAUUUAAGCAUCACAGAGACUGACGGAAUUGAUAUGCUUGUUAGUGCGUUUGCCAGAUUCUCGGAAAACAUAGAUAUUCAAAUAGAUACCUGCAAGGCACUGUCACACUUGAGCAUUGACCAGGAGUCGAGAAUGUUGAUCUCAUCACAGGGAGGGCUUAUUUUAUUGGUGAACGCUAUUACUACAUACAAGGACUCAGUUUCGUUAUUGGAAUGUGCAAUGGGCGCAUUGCUAAACCUUUCUGCAGAUGCUGAAGAGCAAAUUCUUGCAAGUUCGAACAUGGUCGAUGUGAUUGUGCGAACAAUGAAUGAACAAUUGACUGCCCCUAGGCUGCAGGAGAAAGCUUUGGGUAUCCUGCAAAACAUGUCAAUGAGAAGCAGGGAAGCGAAAAGAGCCAUCGCAAAUUCUGGUGGCAUUGGUGCGAUCACGUUGGCAAUUCGAGAAUUCAUGGGAUCUUCUGCUGUGCUUGAGCGUGCGUUUACGACUCUGUGGAGUGUGGGUGUGCUCAGUGAAAACCAAGUAAUAAUCGCAAACGAGGGCGGGCUCGAUCUUAUUAUCAACGGUAUGAUGGCCAAUAUUACUUUUGAAAAAGUUCAGAAGCAAGCCUGUGGAUGCCUUGCAACCUUAUCAGCAAAUUCCGAUAACAAAGCGCUAAUACGUGACCUUGGGGGAUUAGAUGCAAUUGUAUACGCUAUGUGGGCACACUACAACUCGCAAGCUUUCCUGAUUGAAGGGUGCAGAGCGCUCUCUGCUCUCGCGGUUAAUGUGCAAACCAACGAAGUUAUGAUCUGCUCUGAAGCUGAGAUCACUGCUAUUACUGCAUCUAUGAAACGAUUUCCGCACGCAGAGAAGCUACAAGAACACUCGUGUGUCGCGAUGCGAAAUUUUUCACUUUCGCCAGACAAUGUUCAACUAAUGCUACCGCAGGUGGAAGAGAUCACUGAACUGAUGAAUAGAGCCGCCGAGCAGUUCCCAUCGAGUUGUGGCGACAGGGCAAGACAGGUCAUUAGCAGCCUGCAGGGCUGA